Messenger RNA from Fusarium graminearum PH-1, 912 nucleotides. RefSeq lists its product as uncharacterized. The transcript is spliced from 4 exons. The record is from RefSeq and is a predicted model, not a curated record. NCBI's taxonomy places the organism in Eukaryota, Fungi, Ascomycota, Sordariomycetes, Hypocreales, Nectriaceae. Bases 1 to 750 code for a protein of 249 amino acids.
AUGGGACGCUUAGACGGUAAAGUCGCGAUUGUUACAGGCGCGGCAUCUGGCUUUGGCCAAGGCAUUGCAGAACAUUUUGCUGAAGAAGGGGCCAAAGUCCUGAUCUGUGACAUCAAUGAAGAAGCCGGGGAAAAGGUAGCAGCACACUCCGAGGCCUUUGCGUUUCAGGCCAUGAAUGUCACGAAAGCAGCAGACUGGCAGGCCGCAGUUGCAAAGGCAGUGCAGAUCUGGGGACAUAUCGAUAUCUUGGUCAACAAUGCGGGGACAAGCUAUGAGAACAAGAGCACCAAUCUAGUCACCGAGGACGAGUUUGACAAGGUCAUGAGCGUCAACGUCAAAAGCGUUUUUCUCGGAAGUAACGCCUUUACCACACAAGUCAAAAAGCAAGGCACCAAGGGUUCCAUGAUCAACAUUGCCUCUGUAGGUGCGCAUCGCCCGAGACCCGGACUGGUGUGGUACAACGCCUCCAAAGGAGCCAUUACAAAUGCCACGAUGGGUCUCGCUGCAGAAUACGGCCCAGAUGGCAUACGUGUCAAUUCAAUUUGUCCCCUUGCCACAAUGACUGGUCUUCUUCCCAAAUUUAUUGGCAAAGAAAUCACGCCCGAGGUGCAGAAGGCGCUGGGUAACGUCCCACUUGGCCGGAUGGGAGAGAUCCGAGAUGUUACCAAAGCUGCGGUAUUUCUGGCGAGCGAGGAAUCCUCAUUCAUUACUGGUGUAAAUCUGGAUGUUGAUGGAGGCCGUGCGAUUUAGACACCUCGGAGGAGACCCUUGUAUCUUAUGCAUAUUGGUCGUACUUGUGUGACAAAUAACACUACAGUCUGUAGGUAGCCACUCGUUAAUAACAAAAAAACAAUGCAAUGCCAAGUUCAACACAAACAAGGGUCUCUUCCUCUGCUGCAUUGGAAACAAGGG